UGGAUCUCUGCUGAUCGUCGGACGCUCAGCCGGACACAUUUAGCAGCAGCAGGAGAAUCCGUGUGUCAGUCGGGCACCGUGACAGAGAGUUACUCUCCUGCUCCAUCGAACAAGCGUCGCUCUGUGAGCUGCCACACAACGACCAGCAUGGACAUUUCUCUGGAGGACGACGGCCGCACCUCGUCUCCCAACGUCGAGUAUAAAGGAGCUCAUCAAGCCUUCAGGGAUCGGUGGAAGGGGACGGACGACACCAUGUGUCGCCACAGCAUGUCCUUCCACCUGCACCACACACUGAGGAGCGAGUUCUUCGCCAGCUACCUGUACCUGCUGGAGAAGACUCCUCUGGUGAAGCUCUUCCCGGUCACCUGCGAGUACAUCAAGGGGGAGAAACAGUUCUACUACCGAGCUCAGCAGUUCUACGAGGACACGCCGGCCUCGGAGGAGGGCAUGAUGGGAGAUUUUGUGGAGAUAUCCAACGUUGAUCUGGAGGGGUCCAGGCAGUUUCUGAAGAGGUUUGUGGGUCCAGGUGGGGCCGGAACACACUGCGCCCUGGACUGCGGCUCCGGGAUCGGGCGCGUGACCAAAGGCGUCCUCCUUCCUGUGUUUGAGAAAAUGGAAAUGGCGGACAUGAUGGAGCACUUCCUGCUCCACGCACACGAGGAGUACCUGGGCGACGACGCCGACCGCAUCGAGACGUACUACUGCUACAACCUGCAAGAGUUCACGCCUCCGAAGAACAAGUACGACGUCAUCUGGAUGCAGUGGGUGGCGUGUCACCUGACAGACAAGGACCUGAUGAACUUCCUGUUUCGCUGUAAAAAGAGCCUGCGUCCGAACGGCGUCAUCAUAAUGAAGGACAAUAUGGCGCGGCAGGGCUGCAAGCUGGACCCCAUCGACAGCAGCAUCAGCCGCCACCUGGACAUCAUGAAGAGCAUCAUCGCCAAGGCCGGCCUGGAGGUGCUGGACGUGGAGAUGCAGGAAGGAUUCCCUGAAGUCAUCAUGCCCGUCUGGAUGGUCGCCAUGAAAUAGACAUUAUGCUGUUAAAGUUUCACAUUGUUGUUUCUCAAAAACCAGGAGCAAAAUCCAGCCUAAAGCAGAAUUCACAUGUUAUUCCAGUUCUGCUAAAGUCUUUAAGAUUCGUGAUUGAUUCUCUAAAACCUACAACAACACAGCGAGAACUCCUCACGUCAUCAGGAGAUAAAUCCUUAAACGGCAGCGUGGACGGGGAGAUGACACCCGGCGUGACUUUAUGGAGACAGGAGCCUCUUUCCUGCUCCGCACUGACAUGAAAUAAAGCUUCAGUGGAACAUUAAACCUCCACAGAAGCACUCUGUGUGUCCACAAAGACACUCUGUGAUUUACUGUCCACCAACCACCACCAGGUUCUGGAGCCCGACGACAUCAAACGUCGGAGCCUCAAUUCUCUGUGGGAGAAGUUUGUUCCUGUCGGAGGAUCAUUGGAAUAACAUGUGAAUUUAGAUUUACCGUUGGGUUUGUCCUCCCACUGAAACAUGUUGCACUGCGGCGUGUCAGUAGCGUGUCAUAGAGGGCUGGAUUUAAACCGUUGUGCGGAAUUAACAUGUGAUCUGCAUGUACAUAUUUCAUGUGGACGAUGACGUGUGGCCUUUGCAGAGAGAGAGCGUCUCGAUCUGCAGAGUGAGGGUCAUGUGACAUGGAGACAAACUGACGCUGUGAUGUCGAGUCGUUGGGUUUGAAGUUUGAAAGAUCAGCUUCAGGCCUCAGGCGACGUGAGAACCUGCCGAUGGCACAAACUCACAAACUGUGUUGAAGAAUCUGAGUCAGAUCCUCACAACCCCCGAAAUCAAAAUCCAAGAUGGCUGCUGCACGCGUUAACACAGAGACUGUAAAUAAAGAAGAAUCUCCACUUCCACCUGUUGUACAAACGGGAAGAUAAAAUAUAUCUCGGGUACAAACGCUGGCUUCUUGAGCCCUGACGUGUUUCACAGUCGGAGUCCGUGCAGCAGCGACGGUGGAGCUGUGGUGUCUGUGUUUCCUGAUCCAGAUGAAACGUCCACAGACCAAGUGUUGAAAACAAGAGGCAGCUUCAGUGUGUUGCUUUCCACUGCAGGAGAUCAGCUUCUUCUCACAGCCUGCGAGUCACAGGUGUAAAUAUGAAUUCAGUUUUCAUGUAACACUGUGUUUUAUACUUUGCUUGUAACAUUGCAUUUUUAUAUGGACUUCUCUUGUGUAGUGUGAACAUGUAGAACUGUGCUGCUUCACUUCCCUGAACAACACUGAAGUUUCACUGUGUUUCUAAAACUCUGAAAGCAUGUG
Molecule: messenger RNA, 2295 nt
Organism: Paralichthys olivaceus (Japanese flounder)
Lineage: Eukaryota; Metazoa; Chordata; Actinopteri; Pleuronectiformes; Paralichthyidae
Gene: ntmt2
Product: N-terminal Xaa-Pro-Lys N-methyltransferase
Biological process (GO): N-terminal protein amino acid methylation
Cellular component (GO): cytoplasm
Molecular function (GO): N-terminal protein N-methyltransferase activity
Source: RefSeq, a predicted model, not a curated record